AAGAAAAAUUAUAUUUCAGAAAAAUUAAAAACAAAUAAAUCAAAACAGUGGGACAACGACAUAAACGCAUGAAUACCCCAAAUAUGAUACAAAAGUAACAUAUAUGCGAUAUAUCGCUCAUUUUUCAAUUGCAAAUUAUCGACUUGUAAACUCAAAUCGUAUCGAAUUUUUUUGACUGGACGCCACCUGAGAGCCCAAUAUUUGUGGAACCCCAUAUAGCCGUUGCGAUGGAGGCCAAAACCGAUGCUCCCAUCUCCCCGGCGCCCACGCCAAAUCCGUCGACGGAUUCCGCCAAGGAGCAGAACUGCAGCAAUAACGCGCAGACCAACUCGACCGUCGCGCCGGGUGCCGCUUCAUCCGGUGCCACCACCGUUGGCCAAUCCACGAACCCAGUGACCCAGCAGCAGCAACAACAGCCGGCGGCCAAGAAGCCCAGCGGAGAGACCAGCUCCAUGCCCACGCGACAGUACCUCGACCAGACGGUUGCGCCUGUUCUGCUCCACGGACUGCAGGCUCUUGCCCGCGAACGACCCACGGAUCCCAUUCAGUUUCUGGCCUCCUACCUGCUGAAAGCAUAGCAAUGGUUGCGAUGAGAACAAUGUCGCUGCGGUGGACAACAACUCCUAGACCCUUUACCUCCCAUUUUUUUCGCUCCUUAGUUGUGUAAGUGAAACAUAAUAAACGUUUAAAGUUAGAAUGUA
This is a messenger RNA of Drosophila eugracilis, 701 nucleotides long. Its product is annotated as protein dpy-30 homolog. The coding region runs from base 228 to 578 and encodes 116 amino acids. Gene Ontology annotation, cellular component: Set1C/COMPASS complex. Lineage: Eukaryota; Metazoa; Arthropoda; Insecta; Diptera; Drosophilidae. The transcript has a single exon. The record is from RefSeq and is a predicted model, not a curated record.